AUGUGCAGGUUUUCGCUGCCUUACUGGGCAUUCGUUCCAGCUCUAGGCGUUUGGCCCGAUGGACCAACAACCUCUAUGAUUUCAAUGUUGCCAGCUGAAAUUGCCAAAAUCAAUGUGAAUGGAGCUCAAGAGCCAAAAUUCAAGUACCAAAAACAUCCAAACACACCAAGUAUUAACGGACCUAGCAAGUUAAGAAAGUCUGCGUCAACCCAACGGCCUAUAACUAAAAUUUAUUUAAAACCUUCAGCCAAGGCAAAAGCAGGUAAAGGAGGCGUAGCACUUUCUAACCCCAUCAGUACUGCAAUAGUAAAAAGAGGUGAUACGGUCAGUAUCGAAUAUUUGCCAGUGGCUGAUGCAGAAGUAGGAGAUGGUGGUGUAGCUAUUUCCAGACCAGAAUUAGUCAUUCAUUUUGUAGACUGAAUAAAUAUUAGUCAUUUGACUAUGCCAAUAUUACCAUAAUUAUAAUAUUAUAUUUUUAAAUACCAUGCGAUGUGUACAUAGAAUCAGCAUAACAAUUUUAUUAGAUUUUAAAAUUUCUUACAUUACUUUUUUAUAUAUAAAUAAUUAUUAGCAAUUUUAAAUUGUGCUCAAUAUUCAUUAAAUUAAAAUAAAAUCAAGUUUUGUCAACAUGACUAAUUUUUAGUUAUCAUAAAUAAUUAUUUAAAUAUUAUCAGUAUGUUUUUAGUAGAUUUUUAUACCAGAAAAAAUGUUAUAAA
Daktulosphaira vitifoliae (grape phylloxera) is the source of this 716-nucleotide messenger RNA. RefSeq lists its product as uncharacterized. The record is from RefSeq and is a predicted model, not a curated record. The coding region runs from base 1 to 420 and encodes 139 amino acids. The transcript has a single exon. Lineage: Eukaryota; Metazoa; Arthropoda; Insecta; Hemiptera; Phylloxeridae.